AUGUCACCACCAAGCAAGCAAGCAGUAGCCGAAGAUACCUCGGCGGCUUCAACUAAAUUAUCGGACAAAGUCACCAAUUCUACACAAGAUUCAAUCUUGAAAUAUACAGAUAUUAGUGAUAUACCGAAAGGCGUUGAAAAGUUGAGAGAAUCAUUCUUCAACAAGCAAAAAACCUUGUCAAUCCAGUACAGAUUAAACCAGUUGAGAAAUGUUUAUUUUAUUAUAAAAGAUAAUGUUGAUGAAAUUUGUGCAGCUUUGGAGAAAGAUUUCCAUAGAAGUGUAUCUGAGACUAAGUUGUUGGAAAUCCAUUGUGCAUUGAGUGAAUUGGUACACACAAUGGCAAAUAUACAUAAAUGGGCAAAGAAGGAGCCUGUAACUGAUGUACCGGUGGCUAUGAAAACUUCACCAAUUUAUAUCGAGAAAUGUCCUUUGGGUGUUGUGUUAAUUAUUUCGCCAUUCAAUUACCCAUUUUUGCUUUCGCUUAAUGCUAUUACUGGAGCCCUUGGAGCUGGUAAUGCAGUUGUAUUCAAACCCAGUGAAGCAACGCCUCAUUUCUCUCAACUUUUCUGCGACUUGCUCAGUGAAGUGUUAGAUGAUGAUAUUUUCUUUGCAGUCAAUGGAGCAGUGCCUGAAACUACUGCUCUCUUGGAUCAGAAAUUCGACAAGAUCAUGUAUACCGGUAAUAAUUUUGUGGGAACUAUUGUUGCUAAGAAAGCUGCUGAGACCUUGACUCCAGUUAUUUUGGAAUUGGGUGGUAAAUCACCCACAUUUGUAUUAGAUGAUGUUCUGGACAAAGACAUUCCGGUCAUUGCCAGAAGAAUUGUUUGGGGUAGAUUUACUAAUGGUGGCCAAACUUGUGUUGCCGUGGAUUAUGUCUUAGCUCAUCAGUCAAUCAAGGAUAAGUUGGUGAAAGAAAUAGUUAAAGUGAUAAAUGAAGAGUUCUAUCCCAAAUUGACUGCGUCGAGUCCGGAUUAUACGCAUUUAAUUCAUGACAAAGCAUUUUCCAACAUCAAAUCUAUUAUUCAAAAAUCAAAAGGAAAGUUGGUCACUGGAGGACAGAGCGAUAGUGCUACUAACUUUGUUGCUCCCACUGUUUUCGAUGACGUUGAUUGGAGUGAUGCAACGAUGCAACAAGAAAUUUUUGGUCCAGUUUUACCCAUUUUAACUUAUACCGAUUUGAAAACGGCAAUUAAAAAUGUGGUAAGAUACCAUGAUACUCCUUUGGCUCAGUAUAUUUUUACAAGUGGCUCGACCAAGAGAGAAAAUAAUAAACAAAUCAAUGCAAUCUUAUCAUCCAUCAGAUCAGGCAGUACUGUCAUUAAUGAUGUCGUAGUACAGGCAGCGUUAUCGGGCGCUCCAUUCGGUGGAGUUGGUAAUUCUGGAUAUGGUGCAUAUCAUGGUGUUAUCUCCUUCCGUGCUUUCUCUCAUGAAAGGACUACUAUGGAACAGAAGUUGUGGAACGACUUCGCAUUGGCUUCGAGAUACCCUCCAUACAAUGCUAAGAAAGACAGAUUACUUGAAUCUUCUUUGACUGAACACAAUGAUAAAGUCUGGUUUGGUAGAAGUGGGAACGUGAAAGUAAAGGGGCCGGGUUUCUUCUUCAAUCUUUGGACGGGAAUUGCUGGAGUAGCUACUCUUGGCUACUAUUUUGCUACCUCUUAG
Messenger RNA from Priceomyces carsonii, 1662 nucleotides. RefSeq names its product hexadecenal dehydrogenase. The transcript has a single exon. Gene Ontology annotation, cellular component: cytoplasm. The coding region runs from base 1 to 1662 and encodes 553 amino acids. Gene Ontology annotation, molecular function: aldehyde dehydrogenase (NAD+) activity. The record is from RefSeq and is a predicted model, not a curated record. Lineage: Eukaryota; Fungi; Ascomycota; Pichiomycetes; Serinales; Debaryomycetaceae. Gene Ontology annotation, biological process: aldehyde metabolic process.